Molecule: messenger RNA, 417 nt
Organism: Entamoeba invadens IP1
Lineage: Eukaryota; Evosea; Mastigamoebida; Endamoebidae
Product: 40S ribosomal protein S31, putative
Exons: 1
Coding region: 1-417 (138 amino acids)
Biological process (GO): translation
Cellular component (GO): ribosome
Molecular function (GO): structural constituent of ribosome
Source: RefSeq, a predicted model, not a curated record
AUGCAAGCCGUUAUCAAGAGACUUUCAGGAAAUAAUGAACUUAUCACCCUCUCCGCCAACGAGACCGCCGGUAUGGUCAUGACCAGAUUGGGCUGUGGAAAGCUUUUCAACGGAAGCAAAAUCCUUGCUGAGAACGAUGUCGUCUGCAGCGCCUCACUCUUUGAAAUGGGUGGUCUUGAAGGAGGUAAGAACAAGAAGUCAAAGAAGAAGGACGCCUCAAAACCAAAACACAAGAAGCACGUCAACAAGAAAGUCAAAUUGGCUUGCCUCAAGCUCUACUCCGUCACUGCUGAAGGAAAGGUCGAGAGACUCAGAAAGGCCUGCACCAACAAGAAGUGUGGUCAUGCUUGCUUCUUGGCCCAACACGCCGACAGAUUGACAUGCGGAAAGUGCCACACCCACAUCCUCAAGAACUGA